UGAGUCGUUUCUCUGGCGGUGCAAAACUGAGCAAAUGAGAGUCUGUCAAUGUUGCUAACGGAUUGUUCAGGGCGAUUCUCAACCAUUUAACCCAAUAUUGCUAAAGAAACUUAUUUUAUAAGACCAUGUUGAUUUUAGUUUUAUGAGUAAGUGAUGCGUAUAUAUCCAAUAUGAAGAAUGGAAGACGACGAUGUUACCAUCAGAGAACAAAAUUUCCACAGUCAAGUUCGGGAAUACAUUAUCUGCUUCCUUCUUUUUGCGGUGCUGUACAUUGUGUCUUACUGCAUCAUCACCCGCUACAAGAGAAAAAGUGAUGACCAUGAAGAUGAAGAUGCCAUAGUCAACAGAAUAUCUCUUUACCUGUGCACCUUCACUCUUGCCAUAUCAGGUGGGGCAGUUCUGCUGCUGCCCUUCUCCAUAAUCAGUAAUGAGAUCCUGCUCUCCCUGCCCAGAAACUACUACAUACAGUGGCUCAAUGGCUCUCUCAUACAUGGACUGUGGAACCUGGUCUCGCUGUUCUCCAACCUCUGUCUCUUUGUGCUCAUGCCCUUUGCUUAUUUCUUCCUGGAGUCCGAGGGCUUCGCAGGAUCUAAAAAGGGUAUUAGGUCACGCGUGUUGGAGACGUUUGUGAUGCUUUUCCUACUGGGCCUGCUCAUCCUGGGAAUAGUGUGGGUGGCCUCUGCCCUCAUCGACAAUGAUGCAGCCAGCAUGGAGUCCUUAUAUGACCUGUGGGAGUUCUACCUGCCUUACCUGUACUCCUGCAUCUCGCUCAUGGGCGGUCUGCUCCUGCUCAUGUGUACCCCAGUGGGGCUGUCACGCAUGUUCACUGUUAUGGGCCAGCUCCUGGUCAAACCUACGAUACUGGAGGAUUUGGAUGAGCAGAUCUACUGUAUAGUCUUACAAGAGGAGGCCCUGACAAGAAGACUUAACGGCACGGCCUCCAAUUCCCACGUCCACGGCAGCAGGCAGCACCUGCACAAGGAGCUGGACAGCAUACGGAGUCAGAGGAAUAAGCUGGAGAGACGCAAGAAGGCAUCUGCCUGGGAGAAGAACCUGCUCUACCCCUUUGUCAUGCUGAUCUUGCUGACCGGAACUACCAUCUCAGUUCUUUUGGUGGCUCUGAACAUCCUGUACCUGCUGGUGGAUGAGACUGCACUGCCGAAAGGAUCUACGGACCGUGGGAUUGGGAAUGCCUCUUUGUCUACGUUUGGAGUUGUGCAGGCCGUGGUGGAAAUCAUCUUAAUGUUCUACCUGCUGGUGUCCUCUGUGGUGGGGUUUUACAGCCUCCGCAUCUUCAAGGGCCUCACGCCUCGCAAGGACGACACCACCAUGACCACGAUCAUCGGCUGCUGUGUGUCCAUCCUGGUCCUGAGCUCCGCACUCCCUGUGAUGUCCAGAACCCUGGGAAUAACCCGCUUCGACCUGCUGGGCGAUUUUGGGCGAUUUAACUGGCUGGGAAACUUCUACAUCGUCCUGUCCUACAACCUGUUGUUCGCCGUUGUGACGACCCUGUGCCUGGUGCGCAAGUUCACCUCCGCCAUCCGGGAGGAGCUGCUCAAAGCUUUAGGCUUGGAUAAACUCAACCUGUCAUACAGCCCCACCGACCCCGAGUCUGCCAAGCUGUCCAACGCCAACGGCCACCAGAAGACUCUCUAAAGAGACAACCAUCACACACAAACUUAGACACACACACACUUUUACAUUUUACAGACUUAGAGACUUUUGACAUGAAUACACCCAAAUACCUGUUGGAAGUGGAAUGCGCCUCAGUGAUGGAGAGAAGCCGAACGGAUGGCGGAGGACUGGUGAGGGAUAGGCAGAGCAGAGCGCCGGCUCAGUUUGGCUCCGUCCGUACCAGGAGGAAAAGGGACCCUGGGACAGCAGUUCACCAAGGAUGGAGGAUCCAUAUAGGACACUGGUGCCCCACGUCUCAUGACACUCCACUUCUCUCCACGGAAGAAGAUGGACUGGAUGAAUGAGUGGAAUCGAGGCUCUGUGAAGACAAACUUACUUCACAGGCUUUCCUUUGUGACAGACUCACCAUUUAAUUUUUGUUUACUUUUGUUCUUUUUUUCAUUUUAUCUUUUUUUUAAUUUUUUUUGCACAGAUAUAUGGUAGUUGUACCAUCUUUGCUUGACCUCUAUCUUUUCUCUCUGUCUUUCCUUCAUUUGUCUCUCUAUCUUUGUUUGAAAUCCUGAAGUGUUUUCAGUGCCAGCUUGUUGUUGUUGUUGUUGUUGUUGUUGUUGUUGUUGUUGUUGUUGUUUCCUGCUUUCCUGCUUUCCUCUCCUGCUUCACCCUUUGCCCACUUCCUCUGCUUUGUUAGGAUACUUGCAGUUGGCAGUGCACACCACUACCA
Messenger RNA from Alosa alosa (allis shad), 2356 nucleotides. It is a transcript of the gene lmbr1, whose product is annotated as limb development membrane protein 1. Gene Ontology annotation, biological process: signal transduction. Lineage: Eukaryota; Metazoa; Chordata; Actinopteri; Clupeiformes; Clupeidae. The transcript is spliced from 17 exons. The record is from RefSeq and is a predicted model, not a curated record. Gene Ontology annotation, molecular function: transmembrane signaling receptor activity. Bases 178 to 1656 code for a protein of 492 amino acids.